Messenger RNA from Zingiber officinale, 2594 nucleotides. RefSeq names its product mitogen-activated protein kinase kinase kinase 21-like. Gene Ontology annotation, biological process: protein phosphorylation. The coding region runs from base 286 to 2349 and encodes 687 amino acids. Lineage: Eukaryota; Viridiplantae; Streptophyta; Magnoliopsida; Zingiberales; Zingiberaceae. The transcript is spliced from 3 exons. Gene Ontology annotation, molecular function: protein kinase activity; ATP binding. The record is from RefSeq and is a predicted model, not a curated record.
AUAUAAGAAAAAAAGGAGGAAAAUAAAAGAAGAAAAAAGAGGAGGUCACCGGAAGCGCAUUCGUCCCCAAAUUAACAGACCGGCGGUCGGGUGGUGGGGAACUGCGACAACAACCGGUCCAGUUGUCGUAAUUCUUCUCCUCUCCUCUUUAGUCCUCAUCACCACCGCCUUCUCCACCCGCCGGCGCCACCGCGCGCGGAGCUUCAAUCCUUCGCCGGUCGGUCAUCUUGCCCUGCAAUAUCCUCAUGCACGCUUAGUCAAUCCCACAUAGUUUUCUCGUCGGCGAUGGAUCAAUUCCGGCGGAUUGGGGAAGUUCUCGGCAGCCUGCGUGCUCUGAUGGUCUUGCAGGACUCCAUCGACGUCAAUCCCCGGCAAUGCCGCCUGCUCGUCGACGCCUUCGACCUCGCCUUCCACGCCGUCGCCGACGCCCUCCGCACCCACUUGACCUUCGACCCUAGGCACACCCUUCGCUGGCGACCGCUCGAACACCCGCUCGCCGAGCUCCACCUCAUCUGCCUCGAGGGCGAGCACUACGUGCGGAGGUGCUUGGAGCCCAAGCCAAUAUGGUGGGGCAAAGUCCUCGCCCUCAGCCGCGAAGCCGACUGCGUCGAGUUCCACCUCCACAACCUGCUCUGGUGCCUCCCCGUCGUGCUCGAGGCCAUCGAGGCCAUCGCCGAGGGUGCCGUCGGCUUCGACGACGAGGCCACUCGCAAAAAUAGGGUUUUGGUUUCCAAGAAGUACGAGAAGGAGUGGAUGGAACCCAGGCUGUUCCAGCACAAGCUCGGGGAAUUGUACUUGUCCUCGAAGGAUUUCUGCGCCAGAUUGGACUCGGCUUCCAGGGAAGAUCAUUGGAUUCUCUCACAAAUCUUAAAUAACAGAAAGAUCUCACCUUUGGAUCCAUUGACAGACCAUGAGAAGAGCCUCCGUGAGCUCCUUAUUAGCCCCAAGUCCCAACUUUUUCCCAGCUCAGUUCUUGUUCAAUCUCCAGGUUACCAAGUUCGUAAAAGCAGCAGCAACUUCAUGGAAGUCCAGUGGAUGGGUGAAAGCUUCCUCGUCGAACAUCUCAUUGGAAGAACAAUUGAUGAGGCGUCGAUAGCAAAUGAGAUCUCUGCUCUCGCAUCCAUGGUUCAUCCAAAUGUGUCACAUUACAUGUACGUGCUUGCAGACCAAGAGAAGAAAGAGUGGUUCUUGGUGAUGGAAUGGAUGAGCAUGGAUCUCUCAAGCUACACCAAGAAUUUGUGCUCCACCAAGAACAAAGCCUCCUUUCCUUUGCUUGUGGCAGUGGACACGAUGCUUCAGAUUGCCAGAGGAAUGGAGUAUCUACACUCCAAGAAAUUGUUCCAUGGAGACUUGAACCCUUCCAACAUCCUUGUUAAGGCGAGGAGUUGCUCACCUGAUGGCUAUUUGCAUGUGAAAGUUGCUGGCUUUGCUAAGUGGUCGACUAAGAAUUCGAAGAGUUCAACAAGUGUAGAGGGUGAAACGGAUCCAUGUAUAUGGUAUGCCCCUGAGGUUCUACAAGAGCAAGAACAAGCACAGGAUGGGAGUACAAAUAAUAGUAAUAGUUGUAUCAAUGGUCGCUUAAGAUGCUCAGAGAAGGCAGAUAUCUAUAGCUUUGGAAUGAUUUGUUUCCAACUUCUAACAGGAAAAGUGCCCUUUGAGGAUGAACAUCGCCAAAAAGACAACACAAGCAAGAACAUAAGGGUGGGUGUGAGACCAUUGUUUCCAUCUCAAUCUCCUAAAUACUUGACAAACUUGACUAAAAAAUGUUGGCACUCUGACCCAAUGCAAAGGCCCAGCUUCUCCACCAUUUGCAGACUACUUCGGUACAUCAAGAGGUUUUUGGUUAUGAAUUCAGAGCACAUUCAACCACUAGUGGACUACUUCGAGCUCGAGAGUAGCAUGUGCAAGAGCUUCACCAGUUGGGUACAGAAAGAUGUGCUCGGGGCAUCAGAAGUUCCAUUUCAAAUGUUUGCUUACAGGGUUUUGGAAAGGGAGAAGACAAGUGCCAAUGUGAAGGGCACGAGCUGGGAUAUUGAAGGGGAUGAAACAUCGGUUUGGGGAGAGGAGAAACAAAAUACUGGGAUUCUAACUGAUGAUCCGUUAUUGUCGCCACAAGUUAACCAGGAUACAAGCAUGAAAUCAUCAGCAAAGAAAAUUCAUGGAAAGUUGAAGCAGCAAUUGUUCAGACUUGUGUCUCCAGGGCAGAAGAAGAACACAACAACAGUGAUCAAACCACCACAGUUAUCUGGACGCAGCUUCAGUGUGAACAAUGGAAACAGGUUUCAGCAGGUGAUGAUGAUCCCGGCGAGGAGGAGGUCGGGGCAUGUCUCAGAUUCUGAGCUAACAUAAGAAAACACAUUGAUGAUGAAACACAACACACUGAACAUUCACUAACUUCAAUUGUUGUCGUCCAUCAUUUUGUAUGUGAGCAACAAUUGCAUUCUUGGUUAUGAUUGAACUUGUCUGAACCGAAAUGCUUUAUUGUGAGAGUUGUGGUGGUGGUAUCAAGUUGCAACUGAUUGUGAUUUAUGUUCUUUGCCAACGGCAGUGUCAUUUCGAGCAGCAUUGUGAUAGAAAAUGAUUUUAGUUGAAAG